This is a messenger RNA of Harpegnathos saltator (Jerdon's jumping ant), 3915 nucleotides long. It is a transcript of the gene Hen1, whose product is annotated as Hen1 methyltransferase. The record is from RefSeq and is a predicted model, not a curated record. NCBI's taxonomy places the organism in Eukaryota, Metazoa, Arthropoda, Insecta, Hymenoptera, Formicidae. The transcript has 5 exons. Gene Ontology annotation, molecular function: O-methyltransferase activity; RNA methyltransferase activity. Gene Ontology annotation, biological process: RNA methylation; piRNA processing; siRNA processing. The coding region runs from base 150 to 3500 and encodes 1116 amino acids. Gene Ontology annotation, cellular component: cytoplasm; nucleus.
ACGACACGUAGCGAUUGGUACAUUUAAAAUCAUCAUCGAUGUUUUUGCAUUGACCGCCAGUCGAGAUGAGAUAUGGUCGAAGUGUGUAGUACGCGCAGAAACGAGAUGAGCUUCUUGUGAGAAGGUGCGGAAAAAUAAGGCUUACAGACAUGUUGAUCGUAAUAUUUAACAUGAUAUACCUAUUCGGCAAAUACGUGUACAAUAGUUAUGCCGGGAGGAUGGGUACGCCAUGGAACGAUGCCGGGAAAGAGGAAACAGCGGAUCGUCGACAUAUCCUCGACGACAACAAAGUUCAAGACGCAGUUGACGAUACACAGCCUUUAUCGUUGGUAGAAGUAUCACAGACAGUGAAAUUCUCGCCACCGGCGUAUAUACAGAGAUACUUAACUGUAGCGAGUAUACUUCAUGAUCCUAAGUACGGAGGGAAAUUGCGGAAGGUUGUGGAUUUUGGAUGCGCUGAACUAGCUAUCUUCCCAUAUUUGAAACAUAUUGCAGGAAUAGAAGAGAUACUGUUUGUUGACAUUGAUAGGGUAAAUCUGCUACUCUAUAAAGAUAGAGUUAAACCAUUAAUUGCAGAUCAUUUGAAGCAGCGACAAGGACCGCUCAAGAUUGAAAUAUGUGUAGGCAAUGUGGUACAAAGUGACAAGAAAUUAGAGAAAACUGAUGUUGUACUAUGCAUUGAAUUAAUUGAGCAUUUGCAUGAUUAUACAUUGUUCAACGUUCCUGCUAAUAUCUUUGAAUAUAUCCGACCAAAGUUAGCAAUAAUAACAACACCAAAUGCAGAUUUCAAUGUAUUAUUUCCGAAUCUUUCCGGUGGAUUCAGACACCCGGAUCAUAAGUUUGAAUGGACAAGAGAAUAUUUCGAGCACUGGGCAAGAAACAUUGUGAGGAAGUAUCCGAAUUACACAGUGAGCUUCCAUGGAAUCUGUUAUGGACCUGUAGGCACGGAACAUUUAGGUGCGUGCACACAAAUGGCGAUAUUUGAACGAAAGCAAGAGCCGAUUGCGCCAGAAGCAGUAAUCGAAGGAUUGGAAGGAUUCUUCGAGACAAUAGAAAUAAUUACUUAUCCGUUUAACGAGGACAAACGUACAGAUACUGAGAAAUUGGUAGAUGAAGCGAAAUAUUAUAUUAAUUUCUUAGCACAUAAAGAUGAGGAAUCAUUGAAUUUGAUAAAUUUAGCAGAGGUAAAUACGUUCAUGAGUAAAUAUUCCAUAUCAUUAGAAACAUUAAGAGAGAUUUUGUACGAAAGUGGUUACAUUGUCGAAGAUCGUGAGGAAGGUCCGGUGAUAAUCCUUUCUCCUGAAGAGCCUGAAUCUGAAUCUGAGUUUGAGGAAGACUAUAUUGAAGACAACUUGGAUUUUGAAGAUGAAGAGAAUAUAACUGAGUUUUAUGAUAUGAAUGAAGAUGAAUUUGAAAAUGACAAUGACAAUUUUUAUGAAGAAUCCAUCGUUAUCGUAGAGAACCAAAUUGCUUCCAAUGAAGAAAAUAGCUAUUUAUAUGACUGGAAUGAACAUUCGAUAGAUCAUCAUCACUCUCAAGUAGAGGAGUCGGUUGUAAUUCCCGCCAAUGAAGCCAAUAUUCCAAGAUUCAGCAAUAGAGAAGGACCUGUUGAAAUUGUACGAAAUGUACCUAAUUCCGCUGCAAAUGCGAUUCAGAUGGACGAUGUAGCUGAGAUAGAUGAUGUUGCAAUGUUGGGUAUUGCAACCUCCUUGCAAGCUACAUUACAGAACGUCGAUAUGAAUUCGAGCAAUGUACAAGAUAAUUAUGACGUGAUAAAUUUUCAACCGUAUAUGUCUGUUUCCCGUUCUUCAACGUCACCAGGACUUCUCUUUAAUCCCGAAUUGGAUGACUCGUUGAUUUCUCAAAAUUUGUUAAAUAGUACUUUUAACAAAACAGAAAUAAGGAAUAAAGCAGAUAUAGUUGUCAAUCUCACCUCGGAAACACCCUCAAGUGAAAUAUUUCCCAUGGAAAUGAAAAAUGAAGAUCUUUCAGAAUAUGUGUCUCCAAAUGAUUUUAAGAUAAAUUAUAUUGAUAAUAUUAUGCAAGAUAACGUUGGUUCAACGGAAAGUCGAGUUUUGGAAGAAGAUCGGCUAGAAGCUGAGUUACAAAAUAUAUUUCGCGAUAUUCAUGAUGAACCACAAUCAACCAGCUCACCUAGAUGUAAAAAAAUACGCAUUUCCAAUGCUGUCAAGCGGAGCUGUUUGGAAGGCGAUGAUUUAAUAUCUGCAUUAGAGAGUUAUACCGAAUUAAAUCCGAUGGAGAUGAUUGAGGAAGUUGUAUCGGAUAUCAGCGCGUUAAAAGGUACUAAUCAAAGGUCCUCGUAUAACGAUAGUGCUGUUACAGAAAUAAUUAAUUGUCCGGCAAUUUCUGACAACGAAAAUGCCGUUUUAAAAUGUGAAAUUGAUGCGAACUGUUCAUCUAGCAAUAAUUCACAGCGAGAAUUGUGUUUAGGAAAUAAGGGAUCAUGCAGUGAUCACUCUACUUUUGUAAGUUUGCUGCAAGAAGACGAUAACGAAGACGGAACUGCAGGAAAAGAUAAUUUAAUCAAACAUGAGACUGAAAUUGUGGAUGUACAAAGAAUAGAAGAUAUACCUCACGUCUUACCGUCUGAUGACGUAUACGAAGAACAUGCAUGUGGCAGAUUAAAUAUAGCGGAGAUAAUAUCGCAUAACGAUAACGUGGAAACGUAUUUAAAGCAUGGAAGUGAGGAUCUCGCGAAUCCGAAUGUAAAUGGCAAGAAUUCAAUUCCGCUUCGAGAGCUAUCGAAUACGAAAUCUUGCAGCAACAACGAAUGUUCUUCCGUGUGUGCCAAAGAAGACAAUGGUUUCGAUGACAGUUUUAAAUCGUGUUAUGAGGAUACAAAUAACAAAGUAGUUCAGUUCGCGUCGUCGUUGAAGAGCAACGAGAACGUCGGAUGUGAUACAAAGGAUCUUACGAGUAAGGAUGUAAGUGCGUCGAGUAGCGUCGGAUUCAUAUGCAGCGCCGAAGCUAGACCACUUUCCCCCACCUUCGAGACUCCUCCGGACAGUUGGUCACACGAGAUCGUGGAUUCCGGUUACCCGAAUUCAACCUCCGGCCAGGAUAUCACACCGGAGAACGAUUUGUCCAGCAUUGCCCAAGAUCACAUACCCGACACAGAAUCACCGAGUGUUGCGGAAGCGCCACGAUUCGAGCUAUUAGACUUGGUCGAGGUGGAAAACGGCGAUUUGGCGAACAACAACAGGGAUAAUGAAGGUAACAAUAUGGUGGCCGCGGAUGCCAACGAUAUCGAGGGUUUACAACCAUUUAUCGCUGUACUGGAGAACGAUCUCGAGAAUGAGAAUGAUAUUUAUGUAUUGGAAAACGACUUUCCCAUCUGGUUGCUAAGAAUAUUGGAUAUGGCAAAUCCGCUUGACUUCGAGGCACAACCUGAACAGAAUCUUGAGGUACACGAUGAAGUUGCAGAUGUUCACUUUGUGAACCAUGACGAAGGUUUUGAUAGCAGUUCUUCCGAUGAAUGAUCGUGAGACAUUUAGAAGAGGAAAUUGGGAAUGGUAACGAGCUUGAUAAACAAACAAAUUUUCUUAAUCAUAACGAUGGAGAUUGGAGGUAAGAAAUGAAAUAUAUAUAUAAUUGAAGCAGCUCAGCAUAAGCCUACAUAUCACGUUUUUGAAGCUCGCGAUAUGGCCUGCAAGUCUUUGCAGCUUUAAAAGUUUAGUUAUUUUGAAGAACAUUUUCAUUAGCAUUUUAGAUAUUUUGUGGACAAGUUAGACGUCCUAAAAAAAUAGCUUUGACAAAAUUCGUAAGUUUGUCGUUUAUUCAAAUUACUAUAGUUCUAAUACCUAACUACCUCCCAUAUGUUUCCCUUAUUUUUUUUCUUUUUAUAAUAGACUAUUCAUUUAUACCUAGUAUUAAGUAUUUCAAUUUCAAUUAACA